Molecule: messenger RNA, 1488 nt
Organism: Capsicum annuum
Lineage: Eukaryota; Viridiplantae; Streptophyta; Magnoliopsida; Solanales; Solanaceae
Product: phosphatidylglycerophosphate phosphatase PTPMT2-like
Exons: 6
Coding region: 210-1160 (316 amino acids)
Biological process (GO): protein dephosphorylation
Molecular function (GO): protein tyrosine/serine/threonine phosphatase activity; phosphatidylinositol-4,5-bisphosphate 5-phosphatase activity
Source: RefSeq, a predicted model, not a curated record
GGCUAUCUUUUCUAAAAUAUUUUUUCUUUUGUGGAUUUCUAAUUUCUUAUAGUUAUGUGCUCUUUUUAUUUUUAUUUUUUAUAUCAGGCUUCUAGUUCUUUCUCUUCGUACUGCAUAGGAAUAAAGUUUGAACCUUUUUAGUAAGUUAGAGGAAAGGUUGGAUCCAAUCAAUUUUUGAGGUUUAGCUGUGUUUGUUUAGUCCAUAAAAAAUGUACAUUGAAGAAUUGAAGGAGGGGGGAGUAGUAAACAAGGAGGAUCAGUUUUGUGAUGAUACUUGUCAAGGUUCAUUGGCUGUUUUGGACACGAAGAGGGCUUUGGUCGGAGCAGGGGCUCGUGUGCUUUUUUAUCCCACAUUGCUGUAUAAUGUUAUGAGAAACAAGAUACAGAAUGAGUUCAGAUGGUGGGAUAGGGUUGAUAAGUUCAUACUGUUAGGAGCUGUUCCAUUUCCUGCUGAUGUCCCUCGCUUGAAGGCUCUAGGUGUGGCUGGAGUGGUUACCUUGAACGAACCAUAUGAGUCUUUGGUCUCAACAUCAUUAUAUUUUGAUCAUGGCAUCAAUCACUUGGUGAUUCCUACCAGAGACUAUCUUUUUGCACCAUCAGAUGGAGAUAUCGACCGAGCUAUAGAAUUCAUCCACGGUAAUGCAUUUUGUGGUAAGACAACAUACGUCCACUGUAAGGCCGGUCGUGGCCGUAGUACAACCAUUGUCAUCUGCUACCUGGUCAAGCACAAGGACAUGACGCCUGAGGCUGCUUAUGAUUACGUCAGAUCCAUCAGACCAAGGGUGUUGUUGGCCUCCUCUCAGUGGCAGGCUAUUCAAGAAUACUAUGCAAGAGUUAAAAAUAGUGAUAGUGAUAUCUGUGGAGAUGAUAAUUCAUCGGAAGAAUUUGACUUUCCAACACAAAAAGAAAUUGCUGCCUUUGAUGAUGGUUCAGUUGUUCUAGUCUCCGAAUCUGACCUUGAUGGGUAUGAUGAAAACGUUGAGUCAGGUCUAACACGUAAUGAAGUGUUAGUGGAUUUAAACCUUGCGUGUAGAGGAGUUCAGGUUGCUCGCCAGGCAGCAGUUUCCCGGCUUUCACUCUUCUGGCUUCGCUAUCAUUCGACCCAAAAAAUGUCAACGAAGAAGCUGGGAGGUAUUGGCAUUGACAUCCAUGUUUACUGAGAUGCCAUAUAUGUACGUUAAGGGAGACCUUGGUAUUCUCUGUUCUCCUUUUUGAUGAUGGUAAUGUUAGAUGCUUCCUCCCUUUUAACUUAAACCCCUCCCCCUUUUUUCAUAUCUUCUGGGGAGCUACAAGAAAAUUGUUGCAAAUGUAACUCUCAAUGUGAGAAGCCAAGGCUUUCCAUACGUAUGAUUCAGGAAGUGUGCACAAUUUAAUAAUAUGAAGUGUAGGGAAAGAGCAAAACUGUAGUCAGUUGAGUCGUCUUUGAAAGGAAAAGCGUGAGGCAUGUAUUACUGAAUUUAAUUUGCCUAAUGUAAAUCUUUUUAUUUA